ACCAUCUCGUAGAGUUGCAUAAGAGACCUUCUUUUUUAUGUCACUGACGCAUGGUUAUUGACUUGCCGGCUGCUUGAAGCCGCUUUCGAUUCUCAUUCGUACUCACCCAUGCACUCGUGUUUAUCUCACUUUGAACAAAUAAUUGGGAUCAGUGUUGCUCGAUAUGCUCACGACUAGACAGCCCCAGGUAGAACAUGUUACCUGGAGCAAGAACGGACCAGAUGGAUGAACAACUCUUAGGUGCGCUACAAUAUGGGCACUUGGGACGACCGAAAUACAUUUCAGAGACCCAGACUUGGCUGUUUCCACGGACAUUGGCCCCAACUUUCCCCAUUGCUUACGCCGGUGUCAAUAAGCAUGCCGUCAAAUCGCCUUUGACCGCACCCCAGUCAUCCCUGAUUGAAAACAAGGGCCUUCUACCUCACGUUUUCCCCGAGUUAGCAGCCUGUUGGCCUCUUGCGUCUGAAGAGAAUGCUUCGCACGUCAUCACGACAUCCAGUGAAUUAUGUGAUCCCUCGGUCUCCUCCCUGCUCGACUUCGGUUACGCCGUAGAUUUGGAGAAUAGCGAGUCAGGUGCCCGUGGAGUACCCAUCGCGAUCAUCGCAUCAGGAGAAUGCGGAAAUGUCGUUUCUUUCCGAAAACUCGAGGAAAAUACAAUUGAGUUAAAAUGCGAAACAACACAGAAGGCGCGUGUUUCCUCCAUCGGAAAUACUGAAAGGACCGACUGGUCUGUAAGAGGUGCUGCUGUUCGCCAGAUCUGUUUCGCUCGCCCAGUCGAGGAGCAAGCGACAUGGAUGGCGGCUCGUUUACCUCAAUUUACGACUAUCUUCAGGCCACAGUACCAUCGGAAUCCCAUCCCUUCACCGGUUGCCCGGAUGCGCGAUCAUAAGCUGUCAUUUGAGUGCUGCAUGUCUCGCCUUGAUGCUAAUCCUGUGGUGGAAAUCUCCAUCUCACAAACCGGAGGGUAUGCGCAUGCAGACGUCACCUUUAAUCCUUGGUAUCAGAAGCAAAUUGGUAUUGUCGACGUGCGAGGAGGAUGGAGUAUAUGGGACCUGUCUGGUCGACAUAGUAAAAACAGGAGUAGUUGGAUGGCCGCAUGUGUGAAGACUGGCUCAUUGCCAUGGCUAGAUUUCGACGAUAGCCAAGACAGUGAUGACCGCCCUCAUCACGACGGAUGGGCGGCUAUCGAAUGGGUGAGAGAUGUCAACAGCUUUAUUGUAUGUGAUCGGCGCUGCCUGAUGUUAUAUCGAACGCAAAACGGUCAGGUCUGCCCAUAUCCAAUCGAACUCGGUUUGAAGAGAAAGUCCGAAUGGAUCCUAGACAUCAAACGCAGCGCCAGCAACGUGUCCCAUGUCUUCAUUCUGACAACAUCCCGAAUAUUUUGGCUGGCUGUUGCAUCCGCGUCAGAUCUAGCCACCGGCGACUCGAGGCCUGCGGUGUUUCCUCAACUGUCAUGGCGCCAUUUUCGAGACUCGGGAGACACGACAAUGCGACUUCAUUCUUUCCUUAUACAUGAAGACCUUCAUCUCAUGCUCUAUUCACGGCUUAAUCCAUUCACACUUGUCUUUCCUUGUUCUUAUGUACAUGACACUGAGGCAGAAACCAUAACCCUACAUGACCCUUUUAUACUAGACAUUCCACCGUCUGAUAUCCCUUCAGAUCACCAGCUGUCGCCGAACGGUACGCAAUUCUCAACGCUCAUUUUCAGAGCAACUGGCCGUCUGCCACUACCAAUCAGCAACGAAUCCAGCGUUAGAGCCAGCAUUCUAAAGCUCUUUGCAUUGGAUUCACAUCUCUCUGUGCAAGAAUCUGUGUAUAUCGGAUUUGCUCGUGACAGUGCCGCAGAUGGAGACCCACUUCCACUGGGUGUUUUGAAAGCCAAAAGGCGGGCUCCAGGGACUCAAUCAGUUGCCUUUGGAGAUGACUUCGUGACGCAUGACUGGGACGAGUCGACUUCACGGAGUGGCGUCUUAACUUCAGAUGCCGCAAUGUCUAAUAUCACACCACUUACAAUUCCGCAGUGGACCCUGGAUUAUACACGGGUCUACGCUGUUGCAACCAGCAGGCUGGGACUAUCAUCGAGUAGGGGAGGUGCAGGGAAACAUGUUAGCAAUAGCCUUGACAAGGUGAUCCAGCAGCUGGAGGUAUUGCUUGCAGAUGCUGAAGCUAGUGGCCAAUUCAGAAAUCAGACUGGGCUCGAGAUUCUUGGUGAGCACUCAGUGUUGAAUGAUAUCGAUCGAAAUGCGCACGAAUGGACAGCAUUCUGGUCACGAACGGUCAAGAGCCGUCCAGGUCUACUCAACCUCGUCUAUUUCGCGAACCAAGUCUCCUAUAUCUUCACAUCGAUCACUUUAGCUGAUGUCAAUCGACCCUUGAGUCCCACCACACUAUAUGAGGAAUUGGUCGGGGAAUGGCUUGGGUAUUUACCGCCCAACACACCUGGGCGCACACGAUUCAUGAAAGAACAGAUCAUCCGGAGUGUGGUAGCGGAUUUGAUUCUAGCACAAUUCAGUAUAAGGUGCGCGGUACCAGGACAUGGUUUCAGGGAUUUUGAACAAGUUGGUUCACAAGUGUCAUCCUUACCUGCAAGAAGCUCAAAUGAAAAUGAGGAAAGCCUAUCAGCUGCUAUAUCUGAGCAUAGCGACGAAAGCGCAUUUCCCAGCAGCAUGGCGAGCAGGCUAGCGUGCGAGCUAGACGAGAGUGAGCAAGAAGACUUGUCGCUAGCAUCCACCGGUUUAUCGGCUAUCACCACCUUCAAAUCUGAGCAGGCAAUGAAUCCAGGCAUAUCAGACAUCCUGCAGCAUUGGCAACCUGGAGCCAACCCAGCCGAAUACAGCUGGCAGCGAAAUGUAGCAGGAACUCAGGCAACAAUAGCCACUACUCCCAAGCGUCGGCGAUCACGAAGGACGGUCUCGCUGCAUGGCAGUCAACAAGAUGGCUCAAUCGCUCUUCCCACACCUGUCGUCGCCACUGACACAACUCGGACAUGGGGUAGCCAGCCAGAAAACCUUCAGCCUCCUAGUUUGCGAUUGCAUAGCAGUCAAAUGGUAGACGAGAGCGUAUCGAUGACGCAAAUCGAACGCGGUAUGUUUGGUGGUCGCGAGACUGGGCAAAAGAAUUCGGUGAAGGCAAGGAAGAAGAAGCGGGCAGCGGGCUUCUAGGUGCCAAUGAAUCUGCCAUAUGUGUUUUUUAAGCAUGUACAGUAUUCAUGUAGUUCUUUUAAGCCGGUCACGAUAUCCGCCGCGAUAAAUACUCGCACU
This is a messenger RNA of Aspergillus saccharolyticus JOP 1030-1, 3260 nucleotides long. RefSeq lists its product as uncharacterized. Gene Ontology annotation, biological process: nucleolar large rRNA transcription by RNA polymerase I. The transcript has 4 exons. The record is from RefSeq and is a predicted model, not a curated record. NCBI's taxonomy places the organism in Eukaryota, Fungi, Ascomycota, Eurotiomycetes, Eurotiales, Aspergillaceae. Bases 195 to 3161 code for a protein of 988 amino acids. Gene Ontology annotation, cellular component: RNA polymerase I core factor complex. Gene Ontology annotation, molecular function: RNA polymerase I transcription regulatory region sequence-specific DNA binding; RNA polymerase I general transcription initiation factor binding.